AUGUCAAGAAUCACCACGUCUUUCCUGAAGCCCUUAAGCUCAUUCACCAAUGCAGCUGGACCGUCGAGAAUAGCUCGAAGAAGUUUCGGACUUUUUCCUCGAGCAGAAGAAGGUGGUUAUAAUGACGAAGCUUCGAAUCCUGUCGUAAGAGAUUCCUUAGUACCAAUCGUAGUUGAGCAGACUGCAAGAGGAGAAAGGAGUUAUGAUAUCUAUUCUAGAUUAUUAAGGGAAAGAGUGAUAUUCCUUGGUCCAGUGAACUCAGCGGAUUCUACACUUCUAACUGCACAACUGCUAUUUCUAGAAGCUGAAGAUCCGUCUCGUCCGAUCAAACUAUAUAUAAACUCCCCUGGAGGAGUGGUCACUUCUGGUUUAGCGAUAUACGAUACGAUGCAAUAUAUCUCACCGCCUGUACAUACGUUCUGUAUGGGUCAAGCGGCAAGUAUGGGUAGUUUGUUACUGGCUGGAGGAGAAAAGGGUCAUAGAUAUGCUUUAAAGAACAGUAGUGUCAUGAUACAUCAACCUUCCGGAGGAGCUCAAGGUCAAGCUUCAGAUAUAGCAUUACACGCCAAAGAAAUAUUACGAAUCCGAUCUUCUUUAACUGACAUAUACGCAGAUCACUGUACACGUCCGGAUGAAGCUAGAGAAACUGCAAGAGGUAGAUUCGAGAAAGCUCUGGAGAGAGAUUAUUUCAUGACUGCUGAUGAAGCUGUAGAGUUUGGGAUUGUGGAUAAGAUCGUUACUAGACGAUCGGAUGGUGGAGUUGGCGGUGAAGAUGAGAAGAGGUAG
This is a messenger RNA of Kwoniella shivajii, 786 nucleotides long. RefSeq names its product ATP-dependent Clp endopeptidase, proteolytic subunit ClpP. Gene Ontology annotation, cellular component: endopeptidase Clp complex. Bases 1 to 786 code for a protein of 261 amino acids. Gene Ontology annotation, biological process: protein quality control for misfolded or incompletely synthesized proteins. Lineage: Eukaryota; Fungi; Basidiomycota; Tremellomycetes; Tremellales; Cryptococcaceae. Gene Ontology annotation, molecular function: serine-type endopeptidase activity; ATP-dependent peptidase activity; ATPase binding. The transcript is spliced from 4 exons. The record is from RefSeq and is a predicted model, not a curated record.